Messenger RNA from Branchiostoma floridae (Florida lancelet), 5307 nucleotides. RefSeq names its product dnaJ homolog subfamily C member 5-like. The transcript has 3 exons. The coding region runs from base 146 to 787 and encodes 213 amino acids. NCBI's taxonomy places the organism in Eukaryota, Metazoa, Chordata, Leptocardii, Amphioxiformes, Branchiostomatidae. The record is from RefSeq and is a predicted model, not a curated record.
UAAUUUAGUCUGACGUCAUCAGCCGGUGCUGCCGGUGGGUAUGAGGAGGGGCCGCCUGCAAAGGAAAACUCAGCAGAAAAUAUUAGUAAAUCCACGAGCUCGGGACCGACUUUCCACGGGAUAGUGUAGCUGUAGACAUCGCAAGAUGCCACAGGAAGAACCACCCAAAGCGGGCACGCCUGGGGCCGAUCAAGCCCGGACAAGGUCCAUGUCCACAUCUGGAGAGUCUUUAUAUGUAGUGCUGGGCCUGAAGAAAGAUGCCACACCAGAUGAGAUCAAGAGAGCCUACAGAAAACUUGCGCUGAAAUUCCACCCUGACAAGAACCCUGAUAAUCCGGAGGCCACCGAAAAAUUCAAGGAAAUCAACAGAGCACACAGCAUCCUGAGUGACGAGACAAAGAAGAACAUCUAUGACGAGUAUGGAUCUUUUGGUCUGUACGUGGCAGAACAGUUCGGAGAAGAAAACGUCAACACGUACUUCAUCCUGACCAGCGGCUGGUGUAAAGCGCUGUUUGUGUUCUGCGGCAUCAUUACCGGCUGCUACCUCUGUUGCUGCUUCUGCUGCUGCUGUAACUUCUGCUGUGGGAAGUGCAAACCCCGGCCGGAGGAAGACGAGGAGUUUGUAAACCUCAACCCGGAGGAUUUACAGGUGGAUGAGGAGGACUCGCCCGUCACGUCUCAACCUCAGGCCUCGGCCGCGAUGCCCAUGCCGGCGCCGGCACCGUCAGAAACGACAAAGUUAGACACAGCAGACCACCCGUCAUAUACAGAGGAGAAGAACUUGUAGGGAUCCAUAGUUAAUAUUUGUCUCCUAGGUGUCUGGAACAGUCUCAUGUGACACGGGCUUUACCAUGGCAAAUAAGACAAGAAUAACUAUAACAUUUAUGUCAAGAGGUUUACAAUACCUAAUUUACCAGCCCAUGGAGGUAACUCCAACAGAACUUGACCUCUUUCAUGUUAGUGGUUUGGACUAUUAGCUCUAAAAUUCUUAACAGAAAGUAUGACAAACAGGAAAAGAAAUUCUACAGAUUUUUACUGAUUUUACUUGAUUUUAAAUUGCAGCACCAUAUAUUGAGGUACAAAAGUCAGUGGAAUAUUGCUGGGUCAUGUCUAAAUUUUUCAUCAGAAACAAAUUCCUCAAUCAAGACCAGCAUUCCUACUGUCGAUGGUAACAGGGUUUUGUUGGCUCAAGUCAGAGGGCAAAUAACCUGGACAUUUCCAACACCGAACCAAUCAUUUGCAAAAUGUCGUACCUGGUUUUGAAAAGCUAAAGCUGUCUGCCAGCAAAAGGUUCUUUCCAUUAAUUUCUUCCUGGUGUAUCGUACCAAGGAUAACGUCCUUGAUCGUACAAUGCUUUCUCUUGAUGGUCCAUGCUGCUGGUGCAUGAUGGGAUACAAUUGACAAAAGCCACUGCCAAAGAUUUUGGCCACACCAGUGUUAAUGUCUUGGCUCUCAAAUUUGCCACUUUGAUUUGGUAAAAGGUUGAAAUAUACCACAUUACACAAAAUAACUGAAAUGAUUGGAUACAUUUUCUGUAGAGUCCAGCAUUUCAGUUUAUAACAUGCGCAAUCUUCCAUCACUGACUGGGAAACUGAGAAUGAGGCUGAAGGCUAUUAUAUUAUUAUGACUGUCUCUGACUUCAUGUAUAAUUAGUUUCUGAACAAAGACAAGUAGGUCCUUUUGGACCACAAGAUUGUCAGCACCACCCAGUCAAUGAGGAAAGAUAGUGUAUACUAUCUAAAAUGUCUGGCUUUUUCAAUACUUAGUUGUUCAGGUUAUUUUGUAUAGUAGAGCAUUUUGCCAGGCUGUCUAACCUUCAUUUAGUCAACCCCAUAAUGCUCAUAUUUUUGUUUGUUUGUAUUGCAUAUUUGAUAAACCGCCUCAUUGCAUAGCAAACUGGAUUUGUACUAAAGCUGCAUUUCUGAUUGAUGCACCAAAAGACAUUUUAACCAGCCUUGUGUUGCCCCUGUGGUAUCAUUUGGAUCGGUCACGAAUACAAUGUACAUGUUUCAUUUUUUGCCCACCUACUCCAUUCUUUUGCAAAAACUUGCAGACCAAGAAAUGAAAUUGGUGUGGGCUCAUUAUCAAGUAACAAUCAUCUGUCACAUGAGACUGAAAAUGUUUAAAUUAAGAGCUAGGUUUACUUUAAUUUGUUUAUAAAAUUGGUAUAUGAUUUGGCAAGGAACAUUCCAGUCACUUCUAUGAGUUCUAGCUAUUUUCAUUGUCGUUUUAUUUAUACCUGCCCACCUAAGUUACGACAUGUUUUGAAAAGCCAAGUAAGACUUGUUGUUUGAUGUUGUGUAUGUAAAGUUGUUUAAUCUCAGGAGUUUGGUUCCAUAUUGUUGUAUGCUGUAGUGUUGAGCAUGGUGACACACUGUGAGAGAAGCACCUACAGUGUACAUGUGUCACAUGGCAAUCAAGUCUGUAGUCCCUGGAUAUUCUGAGUGCUCAUUCACAAAGUACUUCCAUGGUUGAUAAUGUAUGUCUCAGAUGAUAGUGUACUACUUGCACAAAACUAAAUACUCUAUAGGUGUAACAAACAUUGGUAUUGAUAAGUCAACUCCCAUGAUGGCCCCAAAACUUCACUCCCUGUCUUUGUCUUUAUCCUCUGUUGUUCCUGUCCUGGCCAGAGUUUAAUAGACUUGCUUAAAGUUAAACAGAGAAACAAUGCUGGAAUUAUCCAGGAUCCAAAAUUCACUUCAAACUCUUACUUUUCCCAAGUUGGUGACAGUGAUACCAGUAUGCCCUUUUUCUGCCUCAGAAUAGCAAGCAUUUCGUCAAUUCAAACUUUGAGGCUUAAGUUAUUAUUCAAAUGAUAAUGGUUUUAGAUGCUGCUUCUACAUAAUAUGUAAUUAUACUAUGAAUUUAAUGCUGUAUUUUGGUUGUUAUGGACGGUGUAAAGUUCUGGGUGCAUGUGGAAGUGUUUGCUCAUCAAACCCUGAAAGUGGCUUUGUAGCCACAAAAGAUGUACAUGUAUCUGUACUGUACAUAGCACCAUAUAUAGUAUUCUCACUAAAAACUCCCACGUACAAAAUGUAGGAUGCUGCAGAACAAUGACAUGUAAAUACAUCUGUACAACGCUAGUCUCUAAUAUUAUCGAAGUGAAAACUAUAAUGGUGUAGGUUGAUAUAAAUAUGCAACCAUGUGUAUCAGGAUAUGUAGGACAGAGAAGUCUAUGUACGCCAGAUUCACAAGUAGUAAUGUUUAGAAUAGAAUUGUGUCAUGUUCUAUCAAAUGGGAUUUGUAAGCCAUUGUUGUUUUGUAUCCCAUUGUAACAAUAGAUGUCACCAAAUGCUUGCUGAGGUAGCCAUCUUGGUUAGUAAAUGUCAAAGGCUAACAGUGCAACAUGAGAUGAAUGCAAGCAAGAAAAUUCAAGAAAACUCAAGUAUUUGCUAAUAUUUUCUAGACUUUGUCAAGCUAUGUAGACAUUAUAGUAGUUAUUGUUGGGAGAAUUGGCAUCCAUCCCAGUAUGAGGUGCACUGUUGAUAUGUGGUGUAUAAUGGACAGGGUCAGUAACACAGAGAAAGAAAACUGAGCUGCUUUCGUUUGGUCAUGUACAAAGAUAGUGUCCACAUCAUGUUUUUCUGGUAGUCAUGUUACAACAUGUUUGUCCACAAUACAAAUACUUUAUUUGCUUACAGAAUUAGUAUAAUGAUAUGGCAACAGUCUGCAAAUUAGACUCCUGGAAAACAUCAAUGGCACAAGUACAUGUAUGGCUUAGGGAUGUAGGGAUGAAGUCAAUUCCUAUAAACUAGUAUUCUGUACGUUAUACAAGAAAUCUGCAUGCCAGAAGUGUGGGCUGGUUUCAAUAUUUACUUCUACAUCCCAUAGGCUGUCAUUUCAUGUCUACUGGUGCAGUAAUAUACGUGAAAGGCUAUUUUACACAUAACAGACCGUUACAUGCAUUGCAUAGCUAAUAUCAGCUCUUUUUUAGACUUAAGAAUUGUGAUGUAUUAAAAAUCUUGAUUCAUGUGUACACCUUACAUCUGUGUUUGUUGGAUACCAGAUGCCAGUUUUGGUUUAUGAUACCAGGUGCAGACAUUUUUAUAUUUAAACAUGUGCCAUUAUUCUUUGUCACUGAACAUAAAGCAACUAUUGUUAUUAUGUUAAGAUAUUUCUGUUACGUUAGGUAAAUGGUUUUGCUGCUUAAUUUAUUGUGGUUGAAGAAUUAUUACACAUAUUUAUUAUUUUGAAUAUAAGAUGACCUCUGCAGAAAGGUAGUUUAACUUGAACUGUAUUUUGUAUUUUCUUUUUUGAUUUCAACAUCACAACUUUUAUAUCAAUCUAUGGAUUCAAUAGAUUGACUUUUUGAGACAUGUAGUUUGUUCAUAGCUGUUUUUGCAAAGCAUGGUUUUGUAUUCUUCUAAAAUGUUAACUUAUGACAGCCAUCUGUUAGGCCCACUGUGGGAGGGCAUGUCAAUUGUCACUGUUUUCCCUGAUGAAUACCAGUUAGAACAUACAUGGAAAUGACACAAGGGAAGCAUGGCUAUACUUUUCAUGUCAAAACCACCAUACAUCAAUCAUGACUCUUAAGUUAAAGAUGUGAAAUCUUGUACAUCCUUAGUGCCAUUCAAGGUCCAUCAAAUUGAAGAAAUAGUAGGUAAAUAUGAAUAGCAGCAUUAAUAGCAACAGCUGACACUGCGCUGGUAUGGGAGGUUGGGACAUGAUGUAACAAACACCCUGGUCACACCAGCCCUUAGUCCACCUGGUCUCACCAGCCCUUAGUCCACCUGGUCACACCAGCCCUUAGUCCACCUGGUCACACCAGCCCUUAGUCCACCUGGUCACACCAGCCCAUAGUUAACCUGUGAAGAAUGAGACAUGAAAACACCUGGGAUGCUACUAUCUCCAGUCCACUGGUGGCAGCAUGCCUGUCCUUAUAGAUAUUACUUACUAGAGUUGACAUGAACGCAACCUCAAGUGACAUGAUAUAUAAUUACACCAGAAGAAACUGAUUUUAUCUUGAAGAGAACCAGAUAAGAUUGAAUCUUAGGCAGCUUGAUAUAUAUAUACAUAUAUGUGUGUGUGUGUGUGUGGCAAAUGUUUGAUGUUUACUUGGUGUACGAGCUUGUACAUUGUGAGACGUGUGUUUUUCGGGUAUGCCAUAUAUUAGAAGUGCAAACCCCUAUUUGCUUACAAUUGUAGUUCUUGAGAUGUACGAUUACCUUGGUCAGGAGUAUAUUAUGUAGGAUGUAAGUCAAACUGUAAUAUAAACAUGUAGGCUAAAUUAUUGUAGGGUUUUCUCUGUACUUUCUCCAAAUCUAGAAUGUCUACAUUGUCCAAGAAAAUAAAAUCAUAAGUCUUUUA